AUGAUAAGUGAUACAGAGAGAAGUAAGAUAUUUAUAUCUGUAUUUCAAUGUCUCUCUAUUUUUGUUGAUUUUAUUACUUUGGAGAUCAAUAGCAAUGCUAUUCAUAUGUAUUCUUUUGAUGGUAUAAAUGAUGAUCGAGCACAAGUAUUAUUCUUGGAUAUUAUUUUUGAUAAAUCAUUCUUUAGUGAUUUCUUUAUUGAAAAUCCUAUUAGUAUCGUUUUGAAAGUUGAAUUGGUUGAUCUUUGUUUGAAGAAUAAAAACUCGAUUGAUUCUAUCGUCGUUAAAUACUAUGAUGAUAUAUUUGAACUCAUAUUUCAUAGAACCGGUGGUUACAUAUCAACCCACAAGAUACCUGAAAUGUUAUGUCAAUCCUCUGGUAUACCAAUCGAUCAUUCAAUCUUUUUUUUAAUUACAAACUAA
Heterostelium album PN500 is the source of this 420-nucleotide messenger RNA. RefSeq lists its product as uncharacterized. NCBI's taxonomy places the organism in Eukaryota, Evosea, Eumycetozoa, Acytosteliales, Acytosteliaceae. The transcript has 3 exons. The record is from RefSeq and is a predicted model, not a curated record. The coding region runs from base 1 to 420 and encodes 139 amino acids.